Apis laboriosa (Himalayan honeybee) is the source of this 7053-nucleotide messenger RNA. RefSeq lists its product as uncharacterized. Lineage: Eukaryota; Metazoa; Arthropoda; Insecta; Hymenoptera; Apidae. The transcript has 17 exons. The record is from RefSeq and is a predicted model, not a curated record. The coding region runs from base 151 to 5367 and encodes 1738 amino acids.
CAUAUUGAGCGAAUGUUGAUUGAAUGCAGUUUAGGUGUUUACGCGGUUUGAAAUAAAACCCGUGAAAAAACGUAUCAAUUGUCGUAUAACUCGACUGAAAUAUUAAUAAGCGAUUAGUUCAGUGUGACAAUUAUAUUACACGGUAAUAAAAUGAGCGGUAGCGACGGCGAGGAUGGUCAAUGCAACAGGACGAGAGAAAGCAACGUAGUAGCGAUGGAUGACGUUCUUGUUAAGAAACACACUGACGAUAUUCUUCAUGAUGGAUGCAUUAGCUCUGAGGACGAUUUCACGCGACAGGAAAGUGACUGGGCUGUUAAUUACAUGGAAGAUGCUGUCAGAUCUCCUGUCGUCGCGGACUCGGUUCCUGUCGCGAGCGUGGCACUUGACGAAAGCGUGGUCGAUGAAUUUGUCAAGGGCGCGAGAGGUCCCGACAACAUGGAACUGAACACGAUGCAAAUGAGGCCGAAGACGAUUAUUGAAAAUUCGAAUACUACUGUGAGCCUUGAAAACCCCUUCAGGGGUAAGGAAAUGUGUUCGUGUAAUGUAUGCAAAGCAAAAAGAGAAUUGCUUGGAGAAGAAUUGCAAAAGGCUAUAAAGUUUCAAAAUCUAUGGACAGAAUUGCGUCAACAUAUUCGAGGUUCCUUUAAUAUUGCCUUAGAAGCUUCUCGUAUUCCGGGAGGUUUACAAUUUCAUCAAACUCCAUUUUCAGCUGAUGAUACGCACAAGAUUGUUUUGCAAUUGUGUAAAAGGAAUCCUCAUCAAUUAUUUAUGAGAUUAGUAAGCUUGGCGCAAGAAUUUGUUAUAGAAGUAAAAGUUCAUUUAUUAGCUCUUUUACAUGACCUUAAUGUAAAUAAUUUAGCAGAAGUUUUUCUUACAGGUCUUUUAGAUGAUUAUGAUGCAUUGAUAACAACAGCUGUAAAGAUUUCUAAGUUUGUAAAACUUUUAAAAGAUCAUUUGGGUAAAUUCUAUUAUAAAUUUCCUUUACCAUGGACUGCUUUUAUUAAAAAAUUAUAUCAGAUUUAUAUAUAUGAUGAUCCCUUUAUACAAGAUAAUUUACCACCUUUUAUUGGUCAGGUUUUACAGUUAAGAAAACUUUUGCCUUUAAAAGGCUCGGAAUAUCAACGUCUUGUUCAUCGAUAUUUAUGGUUUGACAAAGAAAUGACAGUAAUUAGAGAUCUUUGGGCAGAAACUGAAUCAUGGAUGGACAAGUACAAUGCAGAACAAGCAUGUCGAAUGACCCAUCUUAGACAAGUAAGGGAAAUAUUCACAGCAACUAGCAAACUUCUGGAACCGCGUAUGUUAAAUAAAACGCCUGACAUUGGAAAUGAAUUUCAAGAAACAGAUGGACAACUUUUGACGCUUACAUCACAAGCAAAAGUUGAUGUAUCAGAAAUGGAUAAUAGGUCUCUAAGUCCUACUCCAGAUUUAAGUUUGGAUUCACCUGAUAUGCCUCCAAGUAUUGAGAUACUACAAAUUUUAUUAGAUGAUUGGAGUAAAGUUGUAAAAUCCCUACGACAAAAAUUAUCCGAUGUAGCAGGUGCACAACCUGUUACAGAUAUUUACACUAAUGGACAGGAAGAUUUUUUUGAUUAUGCUUGUGCAACUUGCCAUUUAGUACAGUCUGCAAUGAGAUCAGUCAAGGCCCAAAUCGAAGGAACUUGUUUGGAAAAUAACGUAGAAGAAGGAAAAAGUUGCGAGUGUCAUAUGUGUAUAGGACCUACAAUAUCUUCUACUAUUAAUAAAAGUGAUACUGAAAAUAUCAUAUUACCAUUAGAAAAUCCCUUUCCACAACUCACAAAUGGUUUUUUAGAAGAUACAGCUAAUUUUUCGGCAACACAAGUAAAGAAAAAAUUAGAAGAUUUAGAAAUAACAGAAAUAAAAAAUGAUGGAAAUGAAAUAAAUGUAAAUGAAGAUAUUGAUUUAUGGACAUCUGAUACACAACCUUGUUCAUGUGUAUAUCAGCAUGUAAGAGAAAUAACAGAAAGAAAAAUGGUGCUAGAAAAUCCACCUUGUUUGUGUUUAUUAAACUCCAAGCGGAAAAUAUGGGAUACUUGUCCCUGUCUAACAAAAUGCGUACCUGAAACGGUUGUAUCAAAUGGUCAUUCAAAACCAGUAUCGCCGUCUACUAUCAAAACUAAUCAGGAGCCACCUAAACCUGCAAUAAAAUCUGGUACUACACAGUCUGCUCAAACGCAAACGCGACAUUCGACAACUCAGACACCAAAUACCGCUCAUAAUCACACAACACAUCAAGUGAGUUCCGGAGAUGGAGAUUGUUCGGAUUCCGGAAGUAGUCAGGAGGAUUCUUGUUCUACCAGUAGUUCAGCACAAAGAGAUUCUAGUAGACAUUGCGAUUGUUGUUAUUGCGAAGUAUUUGGCCAUGGUGUUCCUUCAGUAGCGCCCGUUAGUAGAAAUUAUAAUGAAAUGAGAGAACGUUUACGACAAUUAUUAACAAAGAAAAAGGCUAGAAAAUGUAAAGUUACGUGUAGUCCUUCGAAAAGUCCUUCAGAAUCAGUGGUAUCUGAUACAAGCACAGAAACAAAAACAGUAACAAAUAUCAUGCCUAGAUUAAAUACUCCAGUUUCGACUGUUUCUGUAAUUCAAACAGAUCAACGAGAUCAAAGAGAUCUGGAGGAACUUUUAGAAUUCAUUGAAGGUAAUCAAAAUGGAAAAAAGGAUAACAAUAAAAAGGCUGAGAAAAAAGCUAGGCAGAAGCAACGGAAGUUAGAAGAAAAGCUUAAAAGAGAUAGGCAAGAGGCAGAAAGACAAAAACUAUUAGAAUUACAGAAAAAGACACCAGAAGUAACAAUCACUGUUGUAGAUCCACAAAAACCUGUUCCUCAAAGAUUAUUACCUCAGUGUAAUCUACCUGAAGUAUCUAUUUUACCUACGUCACCUCCAGUAGCAUUGCCGAUUAUAAAACAAUUAAGUAAUAAAAAGAAAGACAAACAAGAAAUCUGUAGCAAUAGUAGUAAUACUAGUAGCAGUAGUUGUAGCAGCAGCAGUAGUAGUAUUAGUACAAGUAGUAUAAAUAUCAAAACAAAGACUGCACCUGUGAAUAUCAAUAUAAAAAACAAAAGUAUUAAUAAAACUGAUAAAACAAUGGUCUCAGGUCAGAUAAAUAAUAAAAUAGCCAUUAAAAGUGACAAAACUGAAAUUAGCAAUAAAAAUAAAAUACAGAUAAACAGUAUCAAUAGCACAAAUAUGAAAAAUAAUACUAUGGAGAAAUCAUUAACUAUUGAUUUAAAUGAUAAAAAAUUGACAAAGAAAGAGAGAAAAAAGUUGAAAAAAAGAAUGAAGAAAAUGGAAGAGGUAAAAGCAAAAGAAGAAACAAAGAAACCUGUUCAGACAGAAACUCAACCUCAGAUUGUGACAAUUAAAAGAGUUAUGGAAUCUAAUAGUGCAGAACCAACAGUUACGAUCACAUUAAAAGGUCAAACACCAGCUGAAGAUAAAGUUUUGUUUACAUUGGUGAAUGGUCAGACAAAAGAAGUCGCCAAUUUGAAAUUGGAGAACGAACAAAAUCAAAACAUCAGUGGAAAGAAAAAGAAAACUAAAACAAAUAACAAUAAUAACAAUUAUACUAAUAGCAAUAGUAAUAAUUCAUUACAACAGGGCAAUAAGCAAAUGAAUAAUUCGAAACAACAAAUGCAGAAUAAAAUUUGUGACGGUAAGAAUAAUAUGAAACAACAAUCAAAUAAUGAUAAAGGCAAAGGAAAACAAUUAGAUGAUAAGAAAGUUCAACAGAAUAUCACGAAAUCUAAAAAAGACAAAAGAAAUACAGAAAAUAAAGAAAAUGUGUUACAACAAAACGUUGUAAAUAAGAACAAAAAUCAAUCGCAAAAUAUAUCUGGAAAAAAGCAGAAUAAGAUGAAUACUCCACCUCAAACACCAACUUCACAAAAGUCAUCGCAAAACUUGAAUAUCAAUAAUGAAAAUAAUAAGAAAUCGAAAAUUCAGUCGCAAGAUAAAAAUGGACAAUUAACUUCCAAUAAAAAUAAUAAAAAUACAUCUAAUAUCACUAUUAAGCAGACAAAGAAUGAUACUCAAAAAAUUCAAACUAAAAUGACAAAUCAGAUAAGUAUCAAACAACGAUCGGAAGUACAGUCAGUAUCCACUGAAAGAAUUAAUUCACCAUUGAGCAGUCAAUUCAAGGAUAUUGGUGUAAAUUCUAAAAUUAAUAUAGAAAAUUUAAAAUUACCACCUGGUAUUACGAUAACGAAAGUAGAUGCUCCUGCAAAACCUUUACCAAUCAGAUCUGCACCUCUGCCUAAACCAGUAAAUCCACCGAAACAAACCACAAUAAUCGCUGCACCAAUGAGCGGUGUUCAAUCGAGUUAUGCAAGUUCUCAGGCAGGUGGCAAUGUGAUUGUAGUAGAUACAGGAAAAUUGAAACAAGAUCUUUUACCUAAAUCCAUAGAAAAAGACAUGUCUAAAGAAACACAACAAAAUCAGAACAGUACUAAUAAAAAGAAAAAAAAGAAGAAUAAAAAUACUGUAAAUUCCAGCAAUAUAUCAAAUCAAACAAUAGUACAAAAUAAUGAUCUUUUCAUGAAUGAUCAUGCAGAUGAACCUGCUAGAAUACUUCAUAACCCAAAUACUAAUAUGGUGACUAUAAGAAAUCCUGCAUUUGGUCCAAUGAAAGUGCCACCAACUCAACAGGCAGCCAUUAUAAAAGUAUCGGAAAAUGGUAUGGUUACUAUUAGGAGCCCUGCAUUACAACAAGCAAUUAAUGCAGGUCUUACAUCACCUCCAAAACCAGAUUAUAUUGUGAAAGGCGAUCUCCCGUCUAAAAUGGCGACGGAGAAUUCAAAUUUGAAACAUACUAAUGGUAUUAUUCCGUCAAGUUUGGCAGAAUUAAGAAGCAGAUUGACUCCAGAUUGCACAACUCUAAGUGGUCUAGCUAACAUACAAAUCAGUAAAGUAACAAAUGGUCAACCAAUACCAGAAAAUGGAAUUAAUUUAAAAGGAACUAGUGUAACAUUAACGAAAGUGAGAACGGAACCUAGUAUGGAAGACGUACAAAGUGCAAAAACAGCAGUUCGAGAGGCAAUAAACGCCACGAUAGCAGCAUCGUCUACUGGGAAGAGUAAGAAAAAGAAAAAACGCGGAGCCGGCACAAGACAAUAUGGCGAUGACUGGAACCUCGUUGAGAGCGUAUUCACGCCUAAAGAUAUAGACCUCGAGGACGGGGAGAUGGACGAUGCGGAGCGCGAAUUAGAGGCAUUCAAGAGGUUUUGUCUGCAGUCGGUACCGCCGCCACGCAAGGAAAAGGUCAAUCUCAACAUCAAGGACAUCGUGCUAAAGAAGAAGUCAUCCUCAUCAUCGUCAUCUUCAGCAGCUGCUGCUGUGAUUGCCGCGAAUUGAUUUUUCUUUUGACUAACAUUAGACGCUCCCUACCAUUACUAUUACCAUCACCACUAUUAUUAUCACUACUGCUGCUACUAUAUUCGCGCAAGCGCGUAUAUGUGUAUUGGCUUGACGCAGAAUUAAUAGAAUUAAUAAUUUCUAAAUACGAGCACAUGUUGAUCAAAAAAUUAUUUCUUUACGAAAAAAUCAAUCUAUUUAUCAUAGAUCAGACAAUAAUAUAUUAUACUGUAUUGUCAAAUUGUCUGGUGAUUAUUUUAUGCGAAAGCGUACCACUUCCAACAUCAUUCUCCUUUGAUGUUCACAUUACUCCGUAGGCAAAUCCGUAGCACGCAAGGUUAAUUCUAGCUUGCAGACCGCACUGCGUGCGCAUAAUAUGCGCGCGCAACACUAUUCUAGAGUUGAUUUUGAAAUUGUGAUUUUUAUCAUGAAGAAUAUUGCAAAAUAGAUAUGUAGUCUGCGUGCAUUUUAAUUAUGCACGAGUUAGAAAAAAAUGUGCUCUUUCGUUAUGCAUAUGAAUUUAAUCAUUAAGAGAAUUCUGCUACUUUUGCAUCGAGCCAAUUACUGACCGAAUAUGUAUUGUAAUACUGCCACGGCCGAUACGCGUAAACACACGACCGACCGAAAACGCUCGUCGAUUUUUCGGAUCUCGGCGACGGAGUUGCGCCUAAUUGUUAUGAACGAUCAUCAAAAAUGAUGAAAAAAUGCAAUGGGAUAAAUAAUAUAAAUGUACAAGAGCAGCCACCGCAGUACGAUACUGACGAUGUUGUAAAAGAGGAGUAAUAAUAUUGUCGUCGUGUCGUCGUCGUGUCGGCACCUAGUCGACUUCAUAUUUUUAAUAUAUUAAUAGAGCGUGUUAUGUUCGUGAUUUUUCUCUUCGAUACAAGGAAGAGAUAAACAGCGAAAAAUUGAUACUAUUAGAUAAAAUGUACGCGAAAGAGAUGAGUGAUGCGUGGCAUUUUCCUCGAGACACAGCGAGAGCCGUAGAUAUAAUAUGUUAUAUAAAUAUAAAAUGUAUGUAUGUAUAUGUAUAUCUAUAAAUAUAGUAGGAACGAAUUUUCCCGUCGAGGUCGAUAUUGUGGAAAUAUCUGCCCUCGACCGUAAUUGCGAAAACGAUCAUGGUGGCACUGACAUAUAGUGUCUGGACGCGAUACCUGCCCGAAUCAUGGUUCGAUUAAUAAAAUCGUUCUCGCCAUACGAGCAAAGAAGGAUCGAUAACGAUGCGAAAUAUUUUUCGUCGUAAUACCGACGAUCGCAUCGCGUCGCCACGAUCGUGAUCGCCGGCUUAGAAGCACACUUCUCGAUCGAUUAUCUUACUAAGACACGACACCACAGUACACAUGGAGACAUCUUUUUUCUUCAUUUUUUCUUUUUUUUUUUCUUUUUUUUUUUCAAUAAAAGCAGAUAUGCAUUUUUACCAAAGAUCUUGCGUUUGUAUCUUCUUCCUUAUUAUGGAUUUAUUUCCUGUGGUGCAAUUUGACGAUGAUACAUGUUUUUCGCACUUUGUAGUAAAAGUCGUAUUUUUGUAUGGACUUUAAGAUAAUCUCACUAGCGAUAGGUGAGUUAAAAGAAUUUUAAUAAAAAUCGAAGAUAUCAGGUUGAAAAAUUGAAAAAUGGUUUAUUAGAUAAUUUGUUAUAUUGCAUACUGUGUAGAAAAUUGGUUUCAAUAUAUUUUCAGAAACGGCA